AUGGGUAAAGCUCUAGGUAGACCUAUCAAAGUUGAUGAAACAACACUGAAGAGAGAAGCAAGAUAUUAUGAAAGUUCUUUUGUGGAGAUUGAUUUAGUUAAGCCAAUUCCAAGUAAAAUUUGGGUUGAAUCAAAAUAUGGUGGUUUUGAGCAGGCAGUACAGAUUCCUAAAUUACCUAAGUUUUGUAAUCAUUGUCAAGUAAUUGGUCAUUAUGUUGCAGAGUGCAGGACAAAAAGAAGAGAAUCAAUGCCAAAGGAUGUAGAACCAAAUGCUAAUGAAGUAAGAAAAGUUUGGAGAAAGGUUACACACAAAAGAAUACAACAUCCGGUUCAAGUUGGUUUUGAUAUCUGUAAUACUCCUUCUAGUAAAGAUAAGUUGGUGGAGAAUAUUAAGGACAUUUUAAAUGAUAAAGAUGAAGAAGUGGAUGCACCCCAUAUACAACUAUUUCAACCAGUUGAAGAUUCUUCCCUUCUAUUCAAUUCAGAGCCAAAAGUUAAAUAUUCAUCAGUUUUUUGUAAGAAGUUGAGGUUAGCAGAGCAAUCAAUUACAGUUGAAGUAGGAGGUGCACUGGUUACUAGUGUUUUGGGAUAA
Messenger RNA from Papaver somniferum (opium poppy), 591 nucleotides. RefSeq lists its product as uncharacterized. Lineage: Eukaryota; Viridiplantae; Streptophyta; Magnoliopsida; Ranunculales; Papaveraceae. The transcript has 3 exons. The coding region runs from base 1 to 591 and encodes 196 amino acids. The record is from RefSeq and is a predicted model, not a curated record.